AUGGACGAAUUUCGCCUCUCGCGGCGUCCUCCUUCGCAGGAGCGACGCCCUGGAGGCGCGCUCUCAGCGACAGGCCUCUCUGCUGCAGCUCCUCAGCGGCCGCCUCCCUCGCUGCCUCUCUCCCUUUCUUCCUUCUCCGCCCGUCCGCCAUCUGGCGUGGUGUCCCGUGUACCUCCGUCUGGCGUGGUGACUCUCUCCACAGAAGAGAGGAGAGCGGGGUUUGCCGGCGCCGCGUGUCGCGGGCCUCUUGAGCGCACAGGGGCCUUCGCUGCCUCCGCGACGAGCGCCCAUGCGCACGCGACCUCUCCUGUAAAGAUACCUGCCUCGCUGACGUAUUCGUCCGCGGCGCUGCGCACUCCGUCCUCGGCCGCGUCCCGCGGAGCUGCCGGCGCCUCGCAAACGGGUACAGGGGGGGCCCGGGGUGCUGCGACCCCGCAGCUGCGCCUGGAGCCCGCAAAGCCCUGGGCGAGUUUCCAGCGGACUCAGCAGGAGAAGGGCUGCCGGCUAGCGGAGGAAACGAGGACAAGUCUCCGCGAGACUGACACAGCGGCCGACCGCUGCGACAGUCUCGCACGUCCUCUUGAGUCUGCCGCGCAACCUCUGCCUGCCUCGGCGCGCGCGCUUCUUCAGAGGCCUUCCUCGAUUUCGUCUUCGUGCGCGUCGGACGCGGGCUCCAGUCCGUCUUCUUCCGCAUCGUCUGGCUUUGCGCAGGCGCCAGGUUCCGCCUCUGCAGGCGGCGGGGCGGACUCGCUCGGCGGCGCCCAGCGCGCGUGGGCGUCUUCGGCGCGGGCUACGAGGCGUAUCUGCGAGAAUGCUUUUUCGUCCUCUUCUUCGCCGUCUUGCCUCCCGUCUUCUAACUCCUCCACUGCGUCUGGCGCCCGUCUUCCUGAGGCCCCGCGGUCUGGAGGGGCUGUGACGCUGCAGUACGACUCUCUGCAGUCGGGCGCCGGCGCCUGCGGCGCGGCUCCAUCUCGCGCGUCUCAUCCGCCUUCGGCGCCGCUCGACGUCGGACUGACUUCACUGUCUUCUUCUUCAGCGUCUCUCUCCUCUUUCUCCGCCGCGUCUCCCCCGCCUCGCUCUCAUCCGCUUUCGGCGUUUACUUCGGCCUGCCGCAGCAUCGCGCCCUCGUCGCUCAGCUCGCCCGCGACGCUGGGCGCAUCGGCGCCUCCGUUCCGUCCUCUCCUCCCUCUUGCGUCGGCUGCGCCGCUCUCCGCCAGCGCAGCCUUCGAGGAGGCGCGCGCGCGGAGCCUCGAAACGACUUCGGCGCGAGUCCGCACAGAGGCCGACGCCGACCGAAAACAGACAGAAAUCACGCGAGAAGAAGCGCGAGGAAAUCGAGCGAGAGAAGAAGCGUUUGAAACGCACUGCGACAAGCGCAUGCGCGAAGAAGGAGACGCGAGCAGAGAUGUGACAGAGAGGAAAACCCGAGAGAUAAGCGCAGAGCGCGACGAGGCGAAGUGGCUUCACGUGGAUGUCGUGGAGGGCGGCAGCAGCACGGGGCGUGACGUGAAGACGGGCGAGGAAGACACGCGAGGCGACACAGAAAGCGACAAAAAGGAACCGCGCGGAGACACCUGCGAAGGGGCAGAAGAUGUAUUCCCGCUCCACAGCAAAAUUUUCGGCAGGUUGUCUGGCGAACAGAGAAAGGUCGUCCUCGCCCCGCCAGAUGCCAAUCUGUGCGUCAUCGCCGGCCCAGGUUCAGGGAAAACAAGCGCAAUUGCGGCGCGCAUCAUUCGCCUGCUUCUUCUGAACCGAGGCCCGGUAUUGGCGCUGACCUUCACCAAGCGCGGCGCCGACGAGCUCCGCGAGCGCGUCUUAGCCGGCCUCUCCGCGACCCUGGAGGAGCUCCGCCUUGCGCACGAGGCACGAGAAGACGCAAAAACCUCGCCGCUGCAGUGGGAGACGAAAAACGAAGCGGGAAGGACGCGAGGGCGAGAGGCAGACCGGAGCAUCUUCUCGUGCCCUGCCGUCGACGUCGCCGGGAGCGAGGCGUCUCUCGAGAGUAGCAGAUACCCGCCCUCCGUCCUCCCCUUCGCCUCCGUCUUCCGCAAGCCUCACUCUACCAAGCCCUCCGCGGCGCCGGCGCUUGCCUAUUCGUCGGCGGCCUGCGCUUUGUUUCCCUCCACGUCGUCUUCUGCCGCGCCGUUUCCUGUUUCUUCGGGUACUCUCUCGCGGCCGCUUCCCGCGCCGGCGGCAUCUGCGCCGGAGCUACCUUCAGCGCGCCCGUCGCGCGGCUCGAGCGGGCUGCCUCUUUUCUCGGAUCUGGCUGGGCGAGUUUUCGUUGGAACUUUUCACAAAUUCGGGACUCUCCUGCUGCGGCGCUACGGGCGCGCAGUCGGCGUGGCUUCGUCGUUUCUGAUCGCGACGACUAGCCGCCAGACGCAGCUCGCUCGGACCGUGUUGGAGGCGUUCAAGGAGCGCGAGGAGGCGGAGGAGAAAUUCGGGAAAGAUCCCGAAAAAUUAUGGAGAAAAAAAGAGGCAGGCGGACGGGGAGGCGGCGGCACGGCGAGCCGAAGCCUCGAGGCGACGUUUCAGCAGCUCCGCCGCAGUCACCUGGUGAAGAUGCAGCGAGCGGCCGAGGAGAAGCAACGCGAACGCAAACGCGCGCAGCUCCUCGCCGCGCAGCGCCCAGAAGACCUAGCGAUCGGGGCGCAGCCGCGAAGAGAAGAUGAGGCGGAGGCCCUCGACGCUUUCGAGGAAGAAGACGAGUUCCUCGACUUUCUCGCGGACGACGAAGAGGAGGAGGACGACGCAGCUGUUGGAGGCCUCGUCGGCGGGGCGAGACGCGAAACCGACUGCGGAGACGUGAGCAGCCGGGAGAAGAAGCGGCGCUUCGGCGCUUCGAAAACCGACGCAGGUCGCGGGCACGCUGCCUCCUCGGCGUUCUCAGCGUCAUCUUUUUUUGACUGUCCUGGGGGUCCUGCGGGGGACUGCGGGUCGCGGCGAGCGAAGACGACAUGGAAGGAGGUGGAUAUGUUUCUGCGGCUGGUGAGGAAAGCAAAGUUUUCAGAGACGUUUCGCGACACGCUGAAGACGGAGAAUGCGAGUCUCUUCGAGCUCACAAGGCAGUACGGAGAGCUGCUGCGUCGCCAGCAGCCGCCUCUCCUCGACUACGCAGACCUCAUCCUGCAGACGCUGAGGCUGCUCGAGGGUCACGGAGAAACGCGCAGAGAAGUCGGCACGAACUUCCCCAUCGUCUUCGUUGACGAGUUCCAAGACACCAGCCUCUCGCAGUUCAAAAUCGUCAAGGCGCUCGCGCGUGGGCGCCGCGAGGCCGAGGCAACAGACGAGGGACGCGCAGAGGCAGCGCAGCCGCACAGGGCCCCGAGCGAUCCUGGAGACGUCGCGGUUCCUGCCUCGUCAGUCAAACGGGAGCGAGGGGAAGGGACCCCAACGCCGAGACCCAAGAGGACAGGCGGCGUGACGGUUGUCGGCGACGACGAUCAGUCCAUUUACGGGUUUAGAGGGAUCGACGCAAAGAAUUUUUGCAUGUUUGGCCGCGCGUUCCCGAACCGGCUUGAGCUGCAUCUUUCCUGCAACUACCGGUCGGUCGCGCCGAUCGUAUCCACGAGCUUGGCGCUGAUCAGUCAAAACCGGCAGCGCCGCCUCAAGCGCCUCCACCCCGCAGCCUGCGCGUCGGCCCUGGCGUUCUUCGCGGCGUACCUUUUCCGCGAGUGCCCGCCUGCAGCUUUGUCUGGCGCGACUUCCGCAAAGCCCGAAGACUUUUCCGGCGCCGCGGCAGCCUCUGGCAGCUCCUUCAAGCGCGCCUCUGCGGGCGUCGGGCUCGCUGAGGCUCCCGCCGCGGCCGCCCCGCCCCCUCCUUCUGUUUCCGCGUCGUCCGCCGCCUCGCAUCUCUCGCCGCCGUCUUCGUCUGCUGGCGCGGCGCGCGGCCUCCCUGAUAUCUCGGCUUUUCCGCGCCCGUCGUCCGCGCCGGCUGGCGCAGCGUCUGUCGUGGCGUCUGCGCCGUCGCCGGCGGCGCUUGCGCUCUUGCCCCCUGUGCUCUGUGCGGUGCUCGCCUCACCCAAGGCGGAGGCCGCGUACAUCCUCCGCUUCAUCGUGGCGCUGAAGCAGGCGCGGAAGCUCUGCUGGGGUGACUUUGUGAUUCUCUGCCGGACAAACCGCGGCCUGAAGGAGCUCGAGGACCUGCUGCAGGAUCCACAAGUUCUGAAAACGGCGUUCGGCGCCUCCCUCGUCGACGGCGGCCCGCUGCCGGUCGUCCUCGCCUCGCACCCCCCGGGCGGCGCCGAGGCGCGACGCGACGAGUCUGUGCCGCGAGUGUCUCCGCUGGCGCCGGCGCUGUGGUAUCGCCCGGAGCGGCCGCCAGAUCCCGCGUUGCUCUGUCCGCGCUGGAGCUCUCAGGCUUUCCCGUCCGCGCUGCCGCUGCACAGCACGGCUCUCAAGGGCCGCGGCACGCAGCUCCUGCGGAAGCCGCAGAUGCUUCUCGUCUUCGCCUACUUGCGCCUCGCCGUCGACGUGCACCACGACGCCUCCUUCCUGCGCGCCCUGAACCAGCCGAAGCGCGGUCUUGGUCUCGCCGUCGUCCGCGCCCUCUGCGCGGCGCUCGAGAGCCUCGAAGACCGCAAGCCGGGCGCCGACGCCGAGACUCCGGACGCGCGGCGAGAUGCUGGUGGCCGCCCCAAGCGGAAGCGCGACGCAGAAGAAGAAGGUGCCGAAGCCGCGGGCGCAGGAAAGGAGACGCUAGUCAGUUGGGACGCCAAAUGGCGAGAAGGGCCGCUCGAGGGCAUUGAGCACGUCCGGCGAGCCCAGGGGAAAGGCCUCGGCGUCUUCGGGCACACAGACUCGAGUCUGGAGCCCAGGAUGUUUUCGCUCUUCGAGGCGGCGUGCGCCCUCACGGGAUUCGAACCCGAGUGCGACAAGCCGGGGGGAUCCGCUUCCGCUUCGCCGUCACGCGGAGCGUCUCUGAGGAGGCGCGCGAAAUGCCCCGCGGCAGCCCACAGGAAGCUGCGCGAAUUCCUCAGCCAGCUCGUCGAGCUGCGGAAAGCUGCGCUCAGACCGUCAGCGACGGCGGCGGACGUGCUGCUUUUCGUGUUGAAGGACAUGGGCCUGGAGGCGUUCCUGGUCGGCGCGCGCGACGACGGCGUAGCGAGCGACGCGGAGACGCAGGCGGCGAAUGCGAAACGAAAGGGAGGCGAAAAGAAGACAGCCUCGUCGCCCGACGCAGACGCCCCGGCGCAGGACGGGGUGGAGUGCGAGAGCGGGGCAAGCAGAGCCGCGGAGGCAGACUCAGGGCCUCCUUCGGCGAGUGGAAGGCCGAAGAAGAAGCCCAGGAAGCGGAAGGUCGCGCAGGACGUCGGUGACGCGCCAGAGGACCGGCAGACGAAGACGGCUCGCGAGGAGGCGAGGGCAGGGCACGCCGCAGUCUCGCUCGGCGCGUUGUCGCUGAUUUCCCACGGCAAACUGGAUCCCGUCUGGGCGCUCCUGCGGAUUGCGGAGACCUACACGCCCAACGCCUACCAGCCGACGGGGCUGGACUGCGUGACGAGGCUUCUGAAAGACACCGCGAACGAGCGCUGCCGAGGAGAGGAUGCCUUCAGCGCCCAGCGACGAGACACGAUCUUCCUCUCCACGAUUCACCAAGCGAAGGGCCUCGAAUGGCCAGUCGUCGUCCUCGCGAAGGCUCAGGAAGGACACCUGCCCCUGUCGAGUGACGAGGGAUCCUCUUCUUUCGUCCCUGCGCACCGCCCCGCGCUCGCCUCCGCCUCCUCCUCCUCUUGCGCCUCUGUCUCUGCGUCUAUUGACGCGGCCUCCACGACUUGGGAGUCGCUGCAGCGCGAGCCUGGGAGGCGACCGCCUUCUGCGCCUUCGGUCUCGUCGUGCCCUGCGUUCUCUGCCUCUGCGGCCGCUGCCGCUGAGGCGGCGCAGCGACGUCUGCAGGAGGCGCGCAUGCGCGCGGCCUCGGCGGAGAAGGAGCGGAUGGAGGAGAAGGAGCUCGAGGAAGAGCGCAGACUCUGCUACGUGGCUCUGACGCGAGCAAAGAGUCAAAUCCUGGUCACGGCCUCGCGGACGGACAAGAGCGGACAGAGUCUCCGCCUCUCGCGCUUCGUUGUCGAGGCAAAGGCCUGCCACUUCCACCCCCUCUCCUGGCAGCCCCCCUUCGAGAAGGGCCUCUUGGCCGCCGAGUCUGGGGCGAGGGCGCUGCGGAAGGAAACGAAGGCGCGGCGAGAGAUCGACUUGGCGCCUUUGACGAAGGGCGCGGGUGCAACAAGCGGAACUCGACUUGAGGGAGAGAGCGCAAGGAAGACGCACCGAGAUGCGGACGGCGCGAGGGAGAAGGAGGGAAAGAGCCCAGGGAGGGGCGCGGCGGACGGGGGACGCGCUCGCGGGACUCUGGAGCCGCUUCCCCGCGGGGCAUCUUUAGAAUUCCACGGCGGCGACGAAGGCCAGAUUCGGUUGAAGGAGGAGCAAAACAGAGGGGCGAACGGGAUGUCAGACAAGAGAGAAAAGCAUCACGCGGCAAGCGACCCCCCUCAUGCUGUAGACGCAGAGAGUUUGGCGGAAAGUUGCUGCAUGCGGGAGGGCUCUCCUGAGCACGCAAAUGACCUGCAGGCUCUGAGGCCCGCUGCACUCUCUGGCAAGGUGUCCACGGCCUCAUCCGGCGCCCGUGCGUCUUUCCCGUCUUCCGCAGGCUGUUUGGCUGCGGCCGCGUCCUGUCGCCGUUCGCCGGCUUCAUCGCCUUCUGCGUCGCCCCCCGCGCCGCCUCUUCUUCCGUUUGAGGCUCCCUGUCGCUUGCCUUCCGCGUCCCUCCCGCCUUGCCCGGAGCUUCCUGCAUCGGCCUCGCUGGAGGAGCUGAGCCCUCGCGCUCAGUCAUCUUCUGCGCCUUCAGCUGCCUCCUUUUUGGGCGCCGCGAGUUCGUCUUCGUUUUCCCCCACACCGCCUUGCGACGCCGCAUUGCCGGUCUCAUCUGCGCCUCCAUUCGCCUCAGCAGCAGUGCCUCCCGUUGGCCUCGGUCAGUUAUCGGCUCCGACUCUGCGUCCUGAUGCCUCUUCGGAGCCGGUCGCUGGAGAUUCGCCCUCUUCGUCGCCCUCCUCGCCUUCACAUCGCAGCAGCUUGCCUGCUUGCGUGGAUGCGUCGCCCCUUCUCCGCGCGUCCGCUCCCGAUGAGACUUCGUCUGGUGAGAGGCCUCUUUUUUCUCCGUCGCGCCGGUUCGCCUGGAGGUCUGCGAGUGGCGACGGCGGAAGCGAAGGAGGCUGCGAGGUCGGGGUGCCGAAAAAUUCAGAAAAACUCCUCGAGAACGCCAUCUGCGGGAGACUCAAGAACAGCGUCGAACGGGGCGACGUGGAGCCCCUUCUCGCUGCCCUCGCGGAGGCGGGGAAUCCGAGCGCAGAAGAAAGCGAAGACGACAGCUCGGCAACAGACGCAGAAAUUGAUGCGGAGAAAUUCGAGUCGAGCGGUGAGGAGCAUCCAGAAGGAACGUGUGCGGCAUGGAAUUACGAACACGAAGACUGCCCUCUUGAGGACGCAGGAGAAGCCGAGACGAAGGCUGGCGCGCUCACACGCUGCGACUCAGAGAACGAAGUGGAUAUAACUGUAGUCGAGCUCGAUGACGACGAAGUCGAGGGAGAAGAAGUCGCAGAGGCCUGUUGUGGAAGCGGAGGGGGGGAGACGAAGGAAGGAUGGCAAGAGGCGCGGGAGAGUCUCGCGACUUCACAAGCUGCCGAAAUCGUCGUUGUCGAGGCCAAUGCAUGCGAGGCGGAGAAAGACGACGACGAAGUCGACGCAGAAGAAACGCGAAAAGAUGAGACCGCAGGGCGUCACGCGACAGCCGGAGAAGUCGCCGGCUUUGCGCAAGCAGAGUCAGGCCUCGCGAGCGCAGAGCGCGGGAGAGAGUACCAAGAAAAGAAAGAGAAGAAAACCUUGAAUGACGCAGACUGGAGACAGGGCGCCGAGAUGGGCGCUCGGAGCGAAAUACAGGCCCAGCGGAGACGCGAACGAAGAGCAGAGAAAACUCGAAACGAAGCGCGUGGCGCACAUGCGAAGGACGUCUUCACAGAUGUCCAGAAAGAAGCUGAACCCGAAGUGAUUUCGAUCGAUGAAGACGAUGAAGCGCAAGCCACAGAGACUACCGAAGAACGGACAACAAUGGCUGCGCCAAGCGAAUCGGUUCAGAGAGAAAGGCGUGCGGGUCUUACGAGUCAAGAGCCCAAUGCGCGCGAUCACUCCAGCGCCGCGCCCGGUGACGACUUCGAAAAAGGAAGAAGGCGCGACCGCGAAAGCAGCUCGCGAUCCGAGUCUGGCGCCAGGAUGAGAGAGGAAGGCUUCGAGGACGACAGAGACGACAGAGCGCAAGGAGAGAGCGAGAGUUUUGACGAUUCCCAUGAAGACGUGAGUCUGAAGAGGGACUCGAAGAGCAAAGUUCGCUUCGCCGACGCCAGCGAACUCGCGCGCCACUCGACGCGAGCGUUGGCGUCUCCUGGCAGGCUUGCAGCGACCCAGCGGACCAAGCUUCCGAGCUCCAGCGACUCCGACCCGGCAGCGCCUCUCGCGCCUCCUCUGUCUUCGCCUUCCUCGUCAGAGUCUCCCGCUCCUGCUGAGGCCUCGUCGGCGCUUGAGCAGGCCUCUUGUCUGGCGGGCGCUGCGGCGCCAUCCCUGUCUGAGGCCCUGCCCAGUCGCGUCGGCGGGUCGGCGCCUGGCGGGCGGCCCUGGCGGCGUUUCUUGUUGAAGAAAAAGUGA
Besnoitia besnoiti is the source of this 8691-nucleotide messenger RNA. RefSeq lists its product as uncharacterized. The coding region runs from base 1 to 8691 and encodes 2896 amino acids. NCBI's taxonomy places the organism in Eukaryota, Apicomplexa, Conoidasida, Eucoccidiorida, Sarcocystidae. The transcript is spliced from 5 exons. Gene Ontology annotation, biological process: recombinational repair. The record is from RefSeq and is a predicted model, not a curated record. Gene Ontology annotation, molecular function: 3'-5' DNA helicase activity; hydrolase activity; DNA binding. Gene Ontology annotation, cellular component: nucleus.